AUAGACCAUUUUUGUCAUUUUCUCGUCGGUCUUCCUGUAUGUUAUAGAAACAUGCUUUCAACGAGUUUGAUUAAAAGUCAAAUUCCAUAAAUUAUAAGUAUUCAAAUAUUAGGUGCUUCACUUGUUCUCUCAACACCAUUAGAUUCAUUUUCCUGUCCACCGACACAUCCUAUAUAUAUUGGUGAGCUUUUCUUCUUGAAGGAAUAUAAUUUAACAGUGAUAUGAUGGGAGAAAUAGUGAGGCAUCCGAAUGAGUUAUACCCAUUGAUGAAGCUGUUAGUAAUAGCAAAACGAGCAGAAAAAGAGACUCCUUCACAGCCACACUUGAGAUAUUGCUAUUUGAUGCUCCGCAAGAUUUCUCGCAGUUUCUCUCUCGUCAUUCAACAGCUUCCCCUCCAGCUCCGUGACGUUGUAUGCGUAUUCUAUUUGGUUCUUCGAGCACUUGACACUGUUGAGGAUGAUACCAGCAUAGCGACACAGGUCAAAGUACCUAUUCUCAUAGCUUUUCAUCGUCACAUUUAUGAUCAUGAAUGGCAUUUUUCAUGUGGUAUAAAUGCCUACAAGGAUCUCAUGGACCAAUUCCAUCAUGUUUCUUCUGCUUUUCUGGGGCUUGGAAAAAAUUAUCAGGAGGUGAUUGAGGAUAUUACAAUGAGGAUGGGUGAAGGAAUGGCUAAAUUUGUAAACAAGGAGAUUGAAACAAUUGAUGAUUACGAGGAAUAUUGUCACUAUGUAGCUGGGCUUGCAGGAUUAGGCUUGUCAAAACUUUUCCAUGCCUCUGGUAAAGAAGAUUUAGCUCCAGAUUCUCUUCCCAAUGCCGUGGGCUUAUUUCUUCAGAAAACAAAUAUCAUUAGAGAUUAUUUGGAGGACAUAAAUGAAGUACCCAAGUGUCGUAUGUAUUGGCCCCGUCAAAUUUGGAGUAAAUAUGUUUACAAACUUGAGGACUUGAAGCUCGAAGAAAAUUCGGUCAAGGCAGUACAAUGUCUCAAUGACAUGGUCACUAAUGCUUUAUCACAUGUGGAAGAUUGUCUUGUUUGCCUAUCCACUUUACGUGAUCCAGCUAUAUUUCGAUCCUGUGCUAUUCCACAGGACUUGAAGCUCGAAGAAAAUUCGGUCAAGGCAGUACAAUGUCUCAAUGACAUGGUCACUAAUGCUUUAUCACAUGUGGAAGAUUGUCUUGUUUGCGUAUCCACUUUACGUGAUCCAGCUAUAUUUCGAUCCUGUGCUAUUCCACAGGUCAUGGCUAUUGGGACAUUGGCAAUGUGCUACGAGAAUAUCAAAGUCUUCAGAGGUGUUGUAAAAAUGAGACGAGGACUCAGUGCUAAGGUUUUUGACCAGACCAGGACAAUGGCCGAUGUCUACGAUGCUUUUUCACAUUUUUCUUGUAUUCUGAAAUCCAAGGUUGAUAAUAACGAUCCAAAUGCAACAAAUACUUUGAAGCGGAUUGAAGCAAUUAUGAGAACUUGCAGUGACUCUGGAACCUUGUAUAAAAGGAACAAGCCUAACUACAUACCAACUUUGGCUGUUGUAUUUUUCGUCAUAGUGGCUAUUCUUCUUCCCUAUCUGUCUGCAAAAAGAACUUAGACCCUUGUUUUGAAACCAUCUUUGCUGUGACAAUCGGGCAUUAGAACUUGCAGCCUUUUCACGUUGUGCAGAUGGUUACUAGCGAAGUUUCUUUUAUUUUAACACCGAUAUUGAGUCAUUCAAAAGAACGAAAGAAAAAAAGGUCCACCCAAAGAAGAUGGCACCAAUGUAUUAAUUUAUUUUUGCAUGGAUAUACCAAUAAUCCAUCAAAGGAGUAGGGAGGCAAAAUUAUCCUAUGGUUUCAGAAAGGUGUUGAUUGGGCAAGUUGGAUCAAAUUUGACCGUGUCAUAACAUUUAAAGUCAAUAAAUGGGUCAUGAUCUAAUCUAUAAAAAA
This is a messenger RNA of Lycium barbarum (goji berry), 1914 nucleotides long. RefSeq names its product squalene synthase-like. The record is from RefSeq and is a predicted model, not a curated record. Gene Ontology annotation, molecular function: squalene synthase [NAD(P)H] activity. Gene Ontology annotation, biological process: lipid biosynthetic process; farnesyl diphosphate metabolic process. Gene Ontology annotation, cellular component: endoplasmic reticulum membrane. The transcript has 15 exons. Bases 222 to 1580 code for a protein of 452 amino acids. NCBI's taxonomy places the organism in Eukaryota, Viridiplantae, Streptophyta, Magnoliopsida, Solanales, Solanaceae.